This is a messenger RNA of Alternaria burnsii, 2256 nucleotides long. Its product is annotated as nucleolar protein 4. NCBI's taxonomy places the organism in Eukaryota, Fungi, Ascomycota, Dothideomycetes, Pleosporales, Pleosporaceae. The record is from RefSeq and is a predicted model, not a curated record. The coding region runs from base 1 to 2256 and encodes 751 amino acids. Gene Ontology annotation, molecular function: RNA binding. The transcript has a single exon.
AUGGCUCCCCGCAGAAAGCGCCAGCGGCUCUCGCUCGAUGGAGCAGAAGCAGUCACAGCCACCGCCGAUGUUGAGCAACCCUCGAAGCCUUCCACAGCAGCGCCCAAAGAAGCUGCACGCAGACAACUUUUCGUUCGCGGGCUUGCGCCCACUGUCACCACCGAAGACCUGACCGAAUACUUCUCCGAAUCAUACCCAAUCAAGAAUGCGCUCGUCGUGCUGGAUAAAGAAACUCGCGAAUCCAAGAGCUACGGUUUCGUCACAUUCGCCGACGUGGAGGAUGCGCAAAGAGCAAAGGAGGAGUUGAACAACACAGAAAUCAAGGGAAAGAAGAUCAAGGUCGACUUUGCCGAGGCCAGACAGCGAGAGGGCGAAGAGAAGCGUCCCCGGGCGGGUGACAGGGCCAAGGCAGAGCGCGAGCAGCAGAUCAAGGAUGCGCAAACACCAAAACUCAUCAUUCGCAACCUUCCAUGGACUAUCAAGACGCCAGAAGACUUAGAAAAGUUGUUCAGAAGCUAUGGCAAGGUCAACUUUGUCAAUCUGCCCAAGAAGCCAAAUGGUGAACUGAGAGGCUUUGGCUUCGUCUCGCUACGGGGAAAGAAGAACGCGGAGAGAGCGAUACAGGAACUCAACGGCAAAGAGGUUGGCGAGAGGCCUAUCGCCGUCGAUUGGGCCGUGGAUCGAGACACAUGGCAGAGCCUGCAAAAGACCGAGCAGGAGGGCGACGAUGCCAAGGACGAGGGGGAGGACGAAGAUGAAGACAUGGAAGACGCGGAGAGCUCUGCUGUCAGCUCGGACGAAGACGACGACGACAACGACGACGAGGAUCUCGACGAUAGCAACACCGACUACGAAGACAUAUCGGAGGAUGACGAGGACGGUGGCGUAGAGCUUGACCAAGAAGACAACCGACCAAAGCGCGAGGAGUACACCGUCUUCGUACGCAACGUCCCCUUCACGGUAGAUGACGAGCGUCUUAAGGAGCACUUCCAGCAGUUCGGUGGCGUCCGAUUCGCGCGCGUCGUGGUCGAUCGCGAGACGGAACGACCAAAGGGUACGGGAUUCGUCUCGUUCUUUUCGGAAGAAGACAUGAUCAAUUGCCUGAAGGGAGUCCCGCGCGUCAAGCUACAGAAGAGGAAUCUCGACAAGAAAGACGGCUCCACCAUCACGGUCACACACUCUGUACUCGAAGACGAAGAUGCCGACCCAACUGGCAAGUACACCAUCGACGGUCGUAUCCUACAAAUCUCACGCGCAGUGGAUAAGAACGAAGCCACCCGUCUGACAGCAGAAGGCGCUGCUUCGCGCUUCAGUCGCGACAAAGACAAGCGUCGUCUCUACCUUCUCUCCGAGGGAACCAUCUCCUCCAACUCGCCUCUAUACCAGAAGCUCUCGCCCUCUGAAAUCAAGAUGCGUGAAGAGAGCGCAACAAUGCGACGUAAACAGAUCCAAGAGAAUCCUUCGCUUCACUUGUCCCUUACUCGCCUGUCUAUACGCAACAUUCCCCGCAGUAUCACAUCUAAGGACCUGAAGCAACUUGCUCGUAGCGCCGUCGUUGGCUUCGCAGCCGAUGUUAAGGAGGGCAAGCGUCAGAAACUUAACAAGGAGGAAGUCAUCCGUGGCGGUCAAGAAAUGCUUGUCGCCGAGAAAAUGCGUAAGAAGAAGGGCAAAGGUAUUGUCAAGCAAGCCAAAGUCGUCUUCGAAACACCUGCUGGUAGCAAAGUUUCCGAAGAUACUGGUGCAGGAAGGAGUAGAGGAUACGGAUUUAUUGAGUACUACACGCACCGAAAUGCACUUAUGGGCCUACGAUGGCUCAACGGCCACGCUGUAGACUACAAGAUCAAGUCUGGCCCUACCCCAAAGAGCAAGAAGGCUGCCCAAGAAGCGCUGGAAGAUAAAAGAAAGCGCCUCAUCGUCGAGUUCGCCAUCGAAAACGCCAAUGUUGUUAACCGACGUUCGGACCGCGAGGAAAAGUCCAGAGAAGCACCCAAGUCAAAGGCGGAUGGCGAGGCUGACAACAGCGAUGCCGAGCCGGGUGCGACCCAAGGCCAGAAGCGCAAGCGUAGUUCUAGCUCUGCAACCCAAAAUUCGGGCAAGGGUAAGAAGAACGGCAAAGGGAAACAGGGUACGGGUGCUGUGGAAGCUGACGCGGAAGCCGCCGCUGCAGUAAAGAGCAAAGACGGGAAAUUGGCACAGCGGACGAGAAUCAUUGCGAAGAAGAGGCAAGCGAGGAAAGCAAGAAAAGCUGGAAAAUAA